Molecule: messenger RNA, 1587 nt
Organism: Fonsecaea multimorphosa CBS 102226
Lineage: Eukaryota; Fungi; Ascomycota; Eurotiomycetes; Chaetothyriales; Herpotrichiellaceae
Exons: 2
Coding region: 1-1587 (528 amino acids)
Biological process (GO): response to endoplasmic reticulum stress
Cellular component (GO): endoplasmic reticulum lumen
Molecular function (GO): protein-disulfide reductase activity; protein disulfide isomerase activity
Source: RefSeq, a predicted model, not a curated record
AUGCCUGCAUCAAUGCAGCUCACAUCCCUAGUCCUCGCAUUGACCUGCCUGAUCAAUGUGCACGCUCUUUACAGCAAAUCCUCCCCAGUGCUUCAAGUCACAGCAAAGACAUACGACUCCCUGAUUGCACAGUCCAACCAUACCUCUAUUGUCGAGUUCUACGCCCCAUGGUGUGGACAUUGCCAAAACCUCAAACCUGCAUACGAAAAGGCGGCAAAGAACCUAGCUGGCCUGGCGAAGGUCGCGGCUAUUGACUGUGAUGAUGAUGCCAACAAACCCUUCUGUGGUCAGAUGGGCGUUCAAGGCUUUCCUACUCUGAAGCUCGUCAGACCAGGUUCCAAGCCUGGCCGUCCCACUGUCGAGGAUUAUAUGGGUCCCAGAUCUGCAAAGGGCAUUGUGGAUGCGGUCAAGGACAAAAUUCCAAAUCAUGUUAAGAGAUUGACAGGUGAUGCCUUGGACAAGUGGUUGGACGCCGAAGAUGCCCCGGCCAAAGCUAUUGUCUUCACGGAUAAAGGUACAACCAAUCCCUUAGUCAAGAGUUUGGCUAUCGAUUUCCUCGGCAGUAUUGCUUUCGCCCAGGUCCGAGACAAGGCUACCGCCGAGAAGUAUGGGGUCCUCGAUUUCCCAGCGAUACGGUUGAUCCCUUCCCAUGGGGCUACUCCCGUCCCAUAUGACGGCCAGAUCAAUCGAGACUCUUUGGUGGUCUUCUUCAGCCAGAUUGCUCCUCCAAACCCCGAUCCAGCACCCAAGGACGCCAAAUCAGCAAAGUCGUCAAGCAAAAAACCCAGGUCGAAGCCAUCAUCAUCGGCUUCAGCUGCCUUCUCGAGAGCUUCAGCGGCCCAUAAAUCUUCCGACUUUGAGGAACAUCUCGCGGGCUCUAGCACGAUCCUUCUUGACGAUGACACUCCUACUGAAUCUCCUCUGCCAAUUGUCGAGGUUGACGAAAAGCCAAUGAUUGUUCCAGAAGCCGUCGCUCCGAUCCCUACACUCUCGACUCCGGCAGAAGUAGAGGCUGCUUGUAUGAUGCCAAGAAGCGGUAAUUGCAUCCUGGUGCUUCUUCCCACCCCGGAAGAAACAUCAUCUGAACCAGCAGCAUCAGCUUUAGCGGGUUUUGCCGAAAUCGCCGACAAGUAUAACAAGCGUAAGGCGAGUGUGAUACCUACUUACGCAGUCCCUGCUGAAAACCAAGCUGCGACCCAAAUCAGAAAUGACCUGGGUCUUGGACAAGAGGAUAAGAUGGAAAUAAUUGCAACCAAUAUGAAGAGAGGCUGGUGGAGACGAUACUCAAGUACUUCUUGGGAUGUUCUUGAGCUGGAAAACUUCGUCGAUGCUAUCAAACUCGGAGAAGGUUCCAGAUCAGCAUUGCCGGCUGGCUUUGGAGUAGUGACAGAGAACACCCCGGUUCCUGAACACACAGAGACGGUCGUUGCCACUGACUCUACCGAGACCGCCGAUGACAGUGAAGAUCCUGCCACCCCGGAGCCAGAACACAGUCCAGAAACUGAAGAUGCUGAUACCGUGAUCAGUGUUGCCGAAGCAGAGCCUGAACCUGAAGAGACCCCAAGCGCUGAGCAUGAUGAGCUCUGA